Molecule: messenger RNA, 1455 nt
Organism: Closterium sp. NIES-65
Lineage: Eukaryota; Viridiplantae; Streptophyta; Zygnematophyceae; Desmidiales; Closteriaceae
Source: the annotation of a GenBank genome assembly
AUGCUUGAUGCUUGGACAGUCAAACCCAGGGAUGAAUCGGCAGCUGUGCCGUCCAAGAGAGAGGGCGGGAAGAAGCGAGAGGAGGGGGGAGGGCGACGGGAUGACAUGGAACGUGAGCAUGGUGUGGACGUGGUUGAUUUGGUGGGGUCGGGAGGUGCACGUGAUAGGGAGGAUGUGGAGGCGAGCUACGAUGGGCAGCAGCAACUGCCUCUGCUGCCUCAGUGGCGAAGGCGACAGCGGCGACAACGAAAGAAGCUCCACGAUGGCCAAGAGAAGGCUCGGCAGCAGCAGCAGCAGCAGCAGCAGGCGUCACAGGUUGUUUGUCAGGGUAAUAAUCAGAGUAAUCAGGGUGGUGUUGCCGCUCUCACUGCAGCAGCACAGCCACGCCAGCCCCUCUUCUUUUCCAAGCUGCAACAUCUCGAGCUUGCUGACGUGUCAGCACUGCAUCACCUGCCACGUGGCGUCCUCCAGCACCACUCGCUCAAGCACCUCGUGCUGGACGGCUACUCAGGCGCCUCCCUUUCUGCUGCUUGCAGUGUAAACUCGAACUUUCCAAGCCUGAGGGAGCUAUGGUUACAGGACCUUCCUUUGCUGCACGAGCUACCGCCCUCCUUUUCCUGCCUCUCCUCCCUGCACCGUUUGGUCAUCGCCCGCUGCCAUAGGCUCAUCUCACUCCCUGAUUGCCUGCCAGAGCUCCCCUUGCUGCGCGAUCUUGCCCUCGUGAUAAACCGCAACCUCACCGUCCCGAGGGGUUUCCUGCCGCAGCUGCACUCGGUGCGUCGACUGGUGGUGCAUCGGGGAUGGGAGAAUAAGACCUCGAUCGUGCAUCUCGGGCAGGUGAGGUCAAGUUUUGGGCUGCCCCCACGGGUGAAAGAGCUUCACACAGAUGACUUUGGAAGCGACGUGUUUCGGCUGCAUGAGCUGGAGAGACUAGAGGUGACUGAGGGGAACCUCGCAAAGUUCAGUAUCAGCGAGAUUAGGGUUUUGGAGGAGCUGGUGAUGGGUAGACGCAUGGCAGCAAGCGAGAAGCAUGGCAGCAAACAUUUCCUGCCCUGCUUGCAACGGCUGUCCCUUGCUAACUGCGAGGUUGGCCCUCGCUUCCCUCCCUGGAUGCGCCACCUCACGUCCUUGCAGCACCUCUCGCUUACCCACAUCCACCGACAUAUACUGUUUUGCUGCGCGUCCGAACAAGCCAACGAGCCUCGCCAGUUGCAACGCAUGCUCAAAGCUUAUGUGCAGGAGGAGGAGCAUUGGGAGAAUCUCGUGUCGCUGCAACGGGUUGACAGAUGUGCGUGCUGCCCAUUGGUUUUACCUUCGGAGUGGCAGCCUCUUGUGCGUGUGGUUAAAGCAGCAACAGCAGAGGCAGAGGCGUGCGGAGGUGAUGUGAUUCGACGAGCAGGAUUUGUGCUUGGAGACUCGGGAGCAGGGCUGACGUUUCAAAUUAGGCCUCCCUGA